Gastrolobium bilobum is the source of this 3771-nucleotide messenger RNA. Its product is annotated as pentatricopeptide repeat-containing protein At5g15280, mitochondrial. The transcript has a single exon. Gene Ontology annotation, molecular function: protein binding. The record is from RefSeq and is a predicted model, not a curated record. The coding region runs from base 1 to 3771 and encodes 1256 amino acids. NCBI's taxonomy places the organism in Eukaryota, Viridiplantae, Streptophyta, Magnoliopsida, Fabales, Fabaceae.
AUGCUACACUCUCUCUUCACUCUGCGCCGUCACCACCAACACUUCAAACACAUUCUUUCUUCUUUCUCUCUCAUUCCCACAACCCAUCACCACUUCUCCACAACAAUUACUUCUUCUUCUCCAACACACCCUUCAUCACCAACCUCCCCCUUAACCUUCACCAACCAAAAUCACAACACCCAAGUUGACUUGUCCCAUGUUGACUUUCAUGGUAUUGCUCAAUCUUUGUUAUCCAAGUGUUCCCUUUUGGAUAAUAGAGUUAAGGAACGUGUCAAUGCUUCUUCUUCUUCUUCUUCUUUGAAAAGCCACCUUUUGGAGGUGUCCACUGUGAUACCUGAAAUCACUCGCAAGUUUUGGAGGUUUUCCGUGUUGAAACCUGAACAUGUGCUGGAAAUAUUGCUGGGUUUUCAAUCUGAGUGUGUCAGGGUUGGGAUUCAAGUUGAAAAGGUUAGAUCUUUGUGGGAGAUUCUCAAAUGGGGUGAUGAGAAAAACAUGGGUUUCAAGCAUCUUUUGCAAUCGUACGAGGUCAUGGCAUCACUGCUUGUGCAAGUUGGGUUGCUUAGAGAAGCUGAGGAUUUGCUCUUUGCAUUGGAGGGUCGACGAAUUUCAUCGGAUAGGCAUGAGAUUUUCGAUAACUUGAUUGAAGGGUAUGUUGAAAGAAAAGAAUUGGAAAGAGCCAUUUUUGUUUAUGAUAGUAUGAAGGGUCGAGGCAUGGUUCCUUCGAGGUCCUGUUAUCGUGUUCUUCUUGAUCACUUGGUGCAAAUGAAGAAAACACAACUUGCAUUUCGGGUAGCUUUUGAUAUGCUGGAUUUAAGUGCACCAAUUAGUGGUGCUGAGAUGAACACAUUGGAGAAUGUUAUGAUACUACUUUGCAUCUAUGGGAAGAUUCAGGAAGCAAGAAGCAUGGUGAAGAAGGUGUUGCCAUUUAAUUCUGAGGUUAGUAGCUUUGUUUUUGAUGAAAUUGCAUUUGGAUACUGUGAGAGGAAGGACUUCAAAGAUUUGCUUAGUUUCUUUGUUGAAGUAAAGUGUGCCCCGAGUGUAAUGGCUGCUAAUAGAGUUAUAAAUUCUCUAUGCGGCAGCUAUGGUGUAGAAAGGGCAGGAAUGUUUAUGCAAGAACUAAAAAGUAUAGGUUUUAGUCCUAAUGAAGUAACCUAUGGUAUAUUAAUCGGUUGGAGUUGUCAUGAAGGGAAGAUGAAAAAUGCAUUGAGUUAUUUAUCAGUUAUGCUAUCAAAAAGCUUUUUGCCGCUUAUAUAUACUUACAAUGCUCUUAUAAGUGGGUUGUUUAAAGUAGGUAUGUUAGAGCAUGCCCGUGAUGUUCUUGAUGAGAUGAUUGAUAAGGGGACACCACCUGAUAUUUCAACUUUCAGAGUUCUUAUAGCAGGGUAUUGUAAGUCUAGACGGUUUGAUAAAGUGAAAAAUUUGAUUCAUGAGAUGGAGAGCCGUGGUUUAAUUAAACUUUCUUUGAUGGAGAAUCCACUUUCCAAGGCAUUUCUGAUUUUGGGUUUGAACCCUUUGAGUGUGAGGUUGAAACGAGAUAAUGAUGGGAGACUUUCAAAAACAGAGUUCUUUGACGAUAUCGGAAAUGGACUAUAUUUGGAUGCAGAUGUUGAUGAGUAUGAGAAACACAUUACUAGGGUUCUUGAAGAAUCUGUGGUACCCAACUUCAAUUCAUUUGUCAGGAAGGAAUGUAGCAAUAAUAACCCUAAAAAUGCAUUAGUUUUGGUUGACGAAAUGCUUUGUUGGGGACAAGAAUUGCUGUUGCCAGAAUUCUUAAAGUUAGUGAGGCAACUUUGUUCAUCUCGGUCACAAAUCAAGUCAGCGAUCAAGCUUUUGGAGAAAAUGCCACGGUCUGCCCAUAAACUCGACGAGGAAACUCUCAAUAUGGUUGUACAGGCAUACAGCAAGAAGGGCUUACUGUGCAAAGCAAGAAUUAUACUGGAUGAAAUGCUUCAAAACAAUUUACAUAUCAAGAAUGUGACAUAUACUGCCAUAUUCAUGACUUUGUGUAAGAAAGGAAACAUGAAGGACCUUAAUUAUUACUGGGACAUUGCUUCUAGAAAUAAAUGGAUACCAGGGUUGGAGGAAUUUAAACAUCUUCUUGUCCAUAUCUGUCAUCAGAAAAUGCUUGGGGAAGCAUUACGGUUUCUUGAAAUCAUGCUUUUAUUAUACCCUUACCUAAGGUUAGAUAUAUGUCAUGUAUUUCUAGAAGUACUUUCUGCUACGGGUCUUGCAGGCAUUGCACUUGUAGUUUUAAAACAACUACAACAUUGUUUCAUCUUGGAUCAUGCUGGUUAUAAUAAUCUUAUAUGGGGCUUAUGUAAUGAGGGAAAAUUUUCUCCAGCCUUUACAGUGUUGGAUGAUAUGCUAGAUAGAAAUUUGGCUCCUUGUUUGGAUGUUUCAAUCUUGUUAAUCCCUCAAUUGUGUAAGGCUCAUAGAUUUGACAAAGCUAUAUCGUUAAAAGAUAUCAUUUUGAAAGAGCAGCCUUCAUUUUCUCAUGCUGUUCAUUGUGCAUUGGUAUGUGGAUUUUGUAAUAUGGGGAAUAUUGGGAAAGCUGAUACUUUGUUCCGUGAUAUGUUGUCCAAAGGACUAGGUCCCAAUGAUGAACUGUGCAACAUGCUUAUUCAGGGCCACUGCCAAGCUAAUGACUCAAGAAAAGUGGGGGAGCUACUUGGUGUUGCAAUAAGAAAGAGUUGGGAGCUGUCCCUCUCAAGUUACAGGUAUUUGGUGCGAUUGAUGUGUAUGAAGGGUAGAGUCCUAUUUGCUCUGAACUUAAAGAACCUUAUGCUUGCACAAUGUCCACUUGAUGACCUUAUCAUAUAUAACAUUCUUAUUUUCUAUCUUUUGUUAGCUAGAAACAGUUUGGUUGUUAAUAAGAUACUAUCUGAAAUGGAAGAGAAAAAAGUUGUACUCAAUGAUGUUGGUUAUAGUUAUCUUGUCUAUGGUUUCUUGCAAUGUAAAGAUUUAUCUAGUUCUCUGCAUUAUCUGACAACCAUGAUUUCAAAGGGACUCAAACCAAGAAACCGCAGCUUGAGGAAGGUAAUAAGCACCCUGUGUGAUGCUGGGGAACUGCAAAAAGCCCUGGAAUUGAGUCAAGAAAUGAGAUUAAGAGGCUGGAUGCAUGAUUCUUUCAUUCAAACAGCUAUUGUGGAAAACCUUCUUUUCUGUGGUAGGAUACAAGAAGCUGAAAACUUUUUAGAGAGGAUGGAAGAGGAAUCUCUAAUUCCUGAUAAUAUCAACUAUGAUUACCUGAUUAAGCGAUUUUGCGAGUAUGGAAGAUUGAACAAGGCAGUUCAUCUUAUGAACAUAAUGCUGAAGAAACAUAACAUUCCUAUUUCCACCAGUUAUGAUUUUCUCAUUCAUGGAUUCUGUGUACAAGAUAAAUUGGACAUAGCUUUGGAUUUUUAUUCUGAGAUGUUAAAUUGGAAUCUCAAACCAGGAAUUGAGACAGUGGAAAUGCUUGUCCAAAGCUUGUGCCAAGAUGGGAGGACAGAACAAGCAGAACAGUUUCUAGUGGACAUGAUUCAUUGGGGUGAAACUCCAACCAGAAAAAUGUAUUACACUGUAAUUAAGAGUUAUCACAUGGAAAAGAAUCUUAGGAAGGCAUCAGAGCUCAUGCAAGCCAUGCAGGAAAAUGGCUAUCAGCCAGACUUUGAGAUGCAUUGGUCUCUCAUAAGCAAUCUAAGCAGUGCUAAAAUGAAGGACACUGAUAAUGGCAGCAAGGGAUUUUUAUCAAGGCUUCUUUCUAAAAGCGGUUUUCCUCAAAAGAAAUGA